GAGAAGAAAGAAGCGAAGCGAACAAAAAAGAACAACCAACGUGACCCCACCCUCUCUUCCCUCUUCCUAUAAAUGCUCACACUCUAACAAAUCAAAUACCUCUCCCACUUGCGAUUGGAAGAAAAAGAGAUCAUCAAACCCUAACACACACUCUCUUUCUCUCUUCGAAUCCGAAUUUUUUUUCCAUCUUCUCCUCGAUCAUUGCGAUUGAGAUUGAGAUUAACCCUAACACACAAACAAAUACACACACACACACACACUCACUCACUCUGUUCCGAUUUCGAUUUUGGUUUCAAUGGCUAUGAGCGGUGCCUCUCCCAAUCAUUCCCCCAAGCCCGGCUUCUCCUCGCCAUGGAGCCAGAUUGUCGCCGCCGCCGCACCUCCCUCCUCCUCCCCGCCGCCGGAAGACUCUGACAACGGCGGCGGAAGCAAUGCCGAUACCGGUAAGAGGGCUGCGUGGAUUAAACCCUCGACUGCCGCUUCUUCUUCCGUCAUGGGCGCCGAUUCCUGGCCGCUGCCGUCGGAGUCCGCUCGCGCUCCGGCUAAAUCGCCGUCUCCCUCGCUGUCGCCGUCUGAAUUGGUGAAGGCUUCCACGGACACGUCCUCCGUGCCACCACCAUUGCAGGGUCCUGGAAGCCUGACUCCCUCACCACAUAGGAAUGUUAGGGAUAAUGCUAACGCGAACAACAACAACAACACUGGGCAGACUCACCCGAAGUCUUUUAAACGCAGCAAUUCGAACACCUAUUCAAAUGGAGGGUAUCAUCCACCACAUAUGUCUGGGCCUCAAGGUCCAAUUGCUCCUGCUGGGUCCCACAACUACAAUUCGGCUCUUAAGGAGCAUCAACCCAGAGCUGGAUUUUUGCCUAAUGAUCACCCACCGCAUCGAAAUUCUUUUAGGCACCGGAAUGGUGGUGGUCCACAUCAGCGUGGAGAUGGUCACCACCAUCAUAAUAACUAUGGGGGAAGGCGUGAUCAGGACCCUGGAAAUCAGGACUGGAAUAAUCACCGGAAUUUUAAUGGUAGAGACAACUUUAUGUCCCCGAGAUUUGGUCCGAGGUUUAUAAGGCCUCCACCGCCUCCUAAUCCUGCUCAAUUGUUUCCACCACCACCUCCACUGCGCCCUUAUGGGGGCUCUAUUGGGUUUACUGAACUACCUCCACAGAUGGUAUAUGUUCCGCCUCCGCCUCUGGAAUCAAUGAGAGGUGUUCCUUUUGUGUCUCCAAUACCUCCUAAUGCAAUGUUUUUCCAACCUCUGGAUAAUCAGUUGCAUACUAAGAUUGUCAACCAGAUUGACUACUAUUUCAGCAAUGAAAAUUUAGUUAAAGAUACAUACUUGCGGCGGAACAUGGAUGACCAGGGCUGGGUUCCUAUAAAUUUAAUAGCAGGCUUCAAGAAAGUCAAGUAUUUGACUGAAAAUAUCCAGAUUGUGUUAGAUGCUGUUCGAACUUCAUCUGUUGUUGAAGUUCAGGGUGACAAAAUAAGGAGAAGAAAUGAUUGGAGGAGAUGGAUCUUGCCUGCUGGUCUGGUUCCUAAUGUUAGAGGUUCUCAAACUGUUGGACAGCUGGCAGAACAAGUCCAAAACAUUGCUCUGGAGACAACUAUCAAUGACAAUGCUGGAAUAUUAGAUGAUUCACAGAAUAGAACUUUUGGGGAUUCGAAUAGUCAAUAUCUCAUUUCCACUAGCGAGGGUACUGCUCAAGUUGGUAUUCAAGUUUCAGACCAUUCUGUUUCUGCAAGAAAUUAGAGCUGCAGAUGUUCUUUAAAACAUUUUUUUGAAGAAUAUUCUUCAGAGGGAAGCAGGAAGCAGGAGGGAUCAUGGUCUCAAGUUUUACAUAUUGCACAGUGGGAUAUGGUUUCUCAUGAGGUAUCUAGGAAAACAUGAUUGAGAAAUGGGAGGAAAAUACCUUUUUAUAAAACAGAAAAAAACACCAAAUGGUAAAAAUGGCCGGCAAAGGGCACAUUUUAUAUAUUCUGUGUUUUGGAGCUAGUAGCAUGACUCUUGUGAUUACUUGUUUAUAUGGGGUGUAAUGUUCCUACUCUGGUGAUGGGAUGGUAACUUGGCUUUAAUGUGGGGAUUCUUUUUGUUUUUAUUCCCCUGAAUUCCCCUAAGCUGCUUUUUAAAAUCUUUGGGGUCAUAUUCCCACCUGGUUUAGGAGCAUUAUGUGAGGUCAAUGAUCAUGGGUGAUGAAUGAGUUUGAUAGCUACUAGUUGAUGACUGUGAGUGAAGGGGAAAGAUGGCUUUCUGCUGAUGGAACUUGUCCCACAACUGCUUUACAGAAUGAUUGUAUGAUGCUAUUUCCCCUCUCAUCAUCUUUGGAGUGGCUAUACUUUGGUUUUUUUGUCCUCCGUUUUACUUUAUUUAAACUCUUACUAGGCAUAAAUUAUCCGUGGGGUUAUUUAAACCAAAAUUAUUAUUUGCCGCUGUAUGUGGUCGGGAUCUUGUCAAUUUGGACCUUUAAAUGACUUUGUCUUAAUUAUUUCAUAGCCCUACGUGUUCUAACAUGUAUUGAUGCAAUUCGUUUA
Molecule: messenger RNA, 2526 nt
Organism: Glycine soja
Lineage: Eukaryota; Viridiplantae; Streptophyta; Magnoliopsida; Fabales; Fabaceae
Product: la-related protein 1B-like
Exons: 6
Coding region: 296-1747 (483 amino acids)
Molecular function (GO): RNA binding
Source: RefSeq, a predicted model, not a curated record